This is a messenger RNA of Megachile rotundata (alfalfa leafcutting bee), 5983 nucleotides long. RefSeq lists its product as uncharacterized. The record is from RefSeq and is a predicted model, not a curated record. Lineage: Eukaryota; Metazoa; Arthropoda; Insecta; Hymenoptera; Megachilidae. Gene Ontology annotation, molecular function: acyltransferase activity, transferring groups other than amino-acyl groups.
GCCGUACCGAACCGACUAGUCGGCCAACGCUCGUUAACACCAGUGCUCGCUCCGUCAGCCGCUCUUCCAUGCAAACGCUCCGGUGACAUGGCUUCCGCCCUUUUGGGCAAGUGUAUCGGCUUACUAGCGAUCGUCCUUCUUCUCUACAGCUGCUGCUAUGCCUUCAGGAUACGCGAACACGCCGGCCAAACGGCCCCCUCGCCGCUGGACCAACCGCAUCACGCCACUUGCACUUCCAUCUUUGGCAGAUGCCAGGAGAAGACGACCGCGACAACGUCGACUACUCGAAAGUGGCACGACGCGCCAGCAUCGCGGCUUGCCAGCACUCGAAAACCACCUGUCGAGGUGACGUCGACCGAUGAUGACGACACGGGGACAGAGGGGGUACGAUCGAGAUUCGAAAGAACUGGACGUGAUGGGAUCGCGGGAAAAGCUAGGAGCGUUCAUGUCGACGAUGACGAAGACGAGGUGGUCGUGGAGGUGGAGGACUCGGGGGAAGAAGUGGCGAGCGACGAACAGGUAGCAGAGGAUUCUGAUGAAGACGAAGAUCAAGAUGACGAGGAGGAUGAGUCGGAAGAGCCGAAGACGAUUCAGAAGUUUAAAAGAAAGUCUGUGGAAGAUGAGAAAGAGUCGAAGGAGGACAUGAAAACGAAAAGUGUAGAGGAAGAAGAAAAGGAGGAAGAAAAAGAAUCAAAGGAUGAUGAAGAUGAUGAUGACGACGAUGAAGAUGAAGAUGAAGACGAAGACGAAGACGAAGACGAGGACGAAGAUGAAGAAGAAAAAGUAAUUCCUACUCCUCCACCAAGAAAGCUAGAAAAGGUCAGGCACGCGGAUAAAGACAAAGUUAGGUCAGCGGAAGUUGUAACUGUAGCACCUCCUCCGGAAAAGCCAAAGGUUAAACCCAAAGAAACACCCGAAACGGCGAAGAAAUCUGAAGAAACACCAAAGAAAGCCGACAGGCCGAAAACGUUAACCGAAAGUCCGACAAAGUCGAGCGAGGCUUCGAAAAAAGUCGAAUCCGCCAAGCCAACGAAACUUGAAUCGGAAUCGUCUAAACCUAAAGCAACAACGCAGUCGGAGGUGAAGAAGAAAGUUGCCGCGAAGGCGGAACCGCCGAAAGCGCAGGAACAACCGAAGAAAUCGGAGAAAGGAAAAGUGAAAACAGCCGGUGUGAAAUCCGUUCCGACUAAGCCCGCGGAAGUUAAACGAUCCGAUAAAGACGAGUCGAAAGAUAAAAGGAAAACGCGGACGCGCGAGCCUUUUACUUUGGCACAAUUGAACGAUGCAAUUCUACGAGUGCCGACCUUCGUGCCGAAUUUUACGAGCAUCGAAGAUUUCGAGUGUCAGCAGCACGGCAGGAUCUUCCUGAGACAGUUGAGGGGCUACAAGUUGUGGGCCCUGCAAAUGUUAGAUUCGAGUGCAAAAAUCCCGUCGGGCCUGUUGAGGGGAAACGUCAACCAGUUGGGAGAUUUUGACGAGUGUUUGGGAAUAAUGGCACACGUGAAAUUGGAUGACAAGACCAUAAAGGUGCAGGGCAAAUAUUGUUUAGCCAAUAUAGAUUUGUACCCGGCUCGCCCGGACAUGAAGCUUCCGGUUAAUAUGAUGCAGUCGCGAGCUUUCGUACGAGGAAACAUGAAUGACCCUGGCCAUUUUAUUCCAAAAUUCACGACAGUGAAUUGGGCACUGUGCCUUCCAGCAGCGUGUUCCGCAGAUGAUGCACAAAGCGUACUGGAACAAGCGCUGAGAGAUUACAAUUCUACGAUAGGAAUUAAGUUCAUAGUCGACGUUGAUCCUAACAUGUGUUACGUCAAACAGAAGUUACGAAGUUAUUCCAAAGAAACUAUAGGUGUUUUGUAUUUUUACGCAAUGGUAUUAUGUCUCGUCGUUGUGGCGACCGUGAGAGACUACCUGGUUGUAUCAGAAGGAAAAGGAAAUUAUUCGGAGAGAAUAAUAAUGUCCUUUUCCUUACGAAGAACCAUAAGAUCUUUAUUGAAAAAGGGAUCGAACAAAGCGGAAAUCACGUGCAUUCACGGAAUAAGAGCGCUCGUAACGAUCGUUCUUUACAUCGCUCAUCAGCUUAUACCAAUCUCAAGAUUACCCUUUUCCAAUCGAAUCGAACUUACGGAGGUGGCGAACAAUCCAGUUAGCUCCGUCUUAAGGGGAUCAAUGGUUUAUACGGACUCCUUUUUAUUGCUCAGCGGUGUUCUGACUGCUUACAAUAUGGCGCAUGAAUUUGUACAACGCGGCGAAAUCCGCUGGUUUUGUCGUUUUAUCGCAAGAUAUAUUAGGUUAACUCCAGCGUUACUCGCCGUGGUGUUUUGGUAUGCGUACGUAAUGGAACACACGGGAACGGGACCACAAUGGAACAGCAUCAUACUGCCAAACGCCGAGCUUUGUAAGAGCAACGCGUGGACGAAUUUACUGUAUAUACAAAAUUUCUUUCCUUUCGAAGAAAUGUGCGCUACUCAUACGCAUCAGUUGGCAUUGGACAUGCAACUGUCGUUGUUAGCUCCGAUGUUAGUAUUUUUCUUAGAGUUUAAGCCGAUCGUUGGAGUUAUUUUAGUAUUCUUCUUCGUUUUACUAUCAGCCACGCUUCGCUAUAUAGCGACGAUGAACAACUAUCUUUCCUUAGUGAUUUUUCACGGAAUGUCACUAAAGCACCUUUACAGGACCGCAAAUUUAAUUUACGUAUUGCCAUUGCAUAGAGCCACGCCAUACAUGUUUGGCGUAACGCUUGGUGUGCUGCUGCGUUACACCGGAAAAGACGUCAGGAUCCACAAGGUGUUGGUGAUCUUGGGAUGGUUAAUCGCGAUGGCCUUGGGAUCGUGGUCGUUAUUUUCACCCUGGCACUUGGCCAGGAGGGACUACGUGUACGAUGCUGAAGAAGCAACCCAUUACGCCGUUAUCAGUCCGGUUGUGUGGGCUUUGGCCUUGUGCUGGCUCAUAUUUGCAUGCUACACGAAUCACGGAGGUCCAAUAAACAGAUUCCUCUCGAAUCACUGGUUGGUGAUCUUCAGCAGAAUUUCGUACGCGGUGUACUUGACGCAAUUCACAGUAUUCUUCUACAACGUUGGGACCACCAGAUACUCCAGCGAGUUUCAGCCUCAUAGAGCCAUUGAUCCAGUGGAAGCAACCACGGUCGUGGUCGUAUCGAUUGUCGUCACUCUGUUCUUCGACGUUCCUAUGCAAGAAAUCAAAAACGUGGUAAUGGAAAGUACCGAUGCAUUGUCGACGGAUGUCCCCAGCAAAGAAACAUCCUCCGAGACUCAGGAGGAGAAAAAGCAAGUGAAAAUAGGGGAAAUCGAGGAGAAGAAGGUUUUCGAAGAAGACGAAAUAUCCUCCACCGGAUGGGACUGGCAGAGAGACAUAGUGGACGGUGGGGUAAAGUACAGUCACGAGGUGGUGGAGGAUGAGGAACAGGUGGAGCUGCCGAUCCUGAAGAAGGCAGGUGGACGAAGGAGAUCGUUCAUCGGUCACGAUUCGGAGACGGAGGAGGCGAUUCCAGCUUGGGAGUGGAUCAAGGAAUCGAACAGAAGAUUAUCGAAAGACGACGAGGAGUACAGAAGAAGAGGAAGACGAAGCAGAAGCAGUCAAAGGGAUUACGAGGAGCCGGAGGACGACGCGCUGGAUCUCUCCAGGAUGCAACAGGAGCGAGAAGAAGCUAUUAAGCGAAGCAGACGCUCGCUCUCCAGGAGUCUCGACGCUAAGAGAUUGUCAACACGGGAGAGCGAGAACGAGGAGGAGUACGAGAGGAGGAGAGACGAAGAGGAGGAGGAGGAAGAUCCGAGACGUUACAGAGGGAGAUCCGAAUCCAGAGGGAGAUCCGUGAUUAGGGAAUCGGACGAUUAUCGUUCGUGGGAGUUGGUCGGUAAGGAACGUUCAUCCUCCAGAGGUCCGGACUCUAAAAGGCUCUUCAGCAAAUCGGAGGAACGCGAGCCCGCGCAAAGACAAACAAGAGCCCAUCCCUCGCUCUUGAAACCCGGCGACGGCAGGCGAGCGUUCUCCUCCGAGAGCGAAGACGAGCUUUCCUCGCAGCGUAGGAAAAUCGAAAAAAGACAUCCUGCCGUGGAGCCGAGGAUAAGCGACGAAGAGGAUUGGGAGAGCGAGUUGAGGAUACGUAGGAAACAAUUUAUGGAGAAGCUGACGACGCAGCAGCACCAGCCGGGCUCCUACGAAGACGAGGAAGAUUUAAGUUCCUUGAGAAGGAGAUCAUCGGCGGAGGGGAAGAUAGCCCUCCUCAAGGAUCCCUCGGCGAACGACAACAUGGAUUCAUGGACGAUCAGUGUGGGCUCGCGGGUGGCUCAGCUCGGUUCGUCCCAAGAGCGUAGCGAGCCCGAAGAGGACGCAGCGUACGCUCGACGAAGGGAGUACCGUGAACGUGCUCCACCUCCCAGGGAAGAGAUUCCAAGCGAGGAAGAGCCUACAUGGGACGAAUCGCGAAGGCGAUCUUACACCAGCAGUAGUCAGAUCACCUCCGUAGAGGAGGACGAGGACGUAGCCGAGUUCAACUUUGUCCUGACAAAGGACAGCAAGAGAAUAUCGGUCCAGGACCUCUCCAAACUACCCCAGGAUGACUCUGAUCUGGCAGACUCUGGGUGGAACGUUGUAAAGACCGAGGGUAACGAAGGCGUGCCCAAGGCUGGCUCCAUGGGACUGUUCAAGAGGGAGUCGAUCGUGAAAAGUCAGGCAAGCGAGGAGGAUCCCGAGUACCUUCUUCCAGAAAGGCCUAAGCUGGUGCAGCAGGAAAGGGAACAUCCCUUCAAGAAGGCUUGGCAGAUGCAGAAAUCCCGGUCAGAGGAGGACGGCUCCGCGUACGUCAUCAAAGAGUCCAAGGAACAACCGAAGGAGAAGUUGAAGAAGGAGGUUCCUGAAGAGAAAAAGGAAGCCGGGGGUGAACAGUACGAGGACAUGGGCGCAUUCGCGGAUGAUGAGUCUGAGUCCGUCAGUCUGGCACGCAGCAGGAGCACGGACACGGAGGAAAACACCAGGACCAGCUCGAAAUCCGAGGAGACGGAGUCGGUGGAACGGAGCGACGCGAGCAUCGAAGCUAACAAAGCUAAUUCGAGAUCAUCGGACGCGGAGGAGGACUCUCUGAGGCUUAAUUGGCCGUCUGAGGAGGAGCAGUCGGAUGUUUAUAAAACAGGAGCGAGGAGCAAAUCGGAGGAGGUGGAGUGGAGCUGGGAACGGGAGGAGACUUGACAAGAAAUAGAUAAUAAACGUAAAUAUAACGAGGUCAAUUAUGCGACGGGGGAAAAGGAAUUGUGCAGGAUCGUCGGGAACCAAGUUUCGAAGGAUAACGCGGAUCCUGAGAGAGACGACGAUCGAUACGUACAUUUGUAUUGCCUUUUGAAGCAGUGGCGCACUCAGGAUUUUUAUCCUGCAGCGACUCUAGUUGAACAAAUAAAAAUAUUUUUAAUACCACGCAAAUUUGAAGUUCAAUUCUGUAUUUUGAAAAAAUAAAAUCUUUUACUGCAUUUUAUAAAUUAUGUUAUAAAUAGAUAAUUCGUAAUGAUUUAUAAAAUUUAUAGAAAUAGGAGGUAUAAAUUAGAAAAGGAAUUUGAACCGGGAUUUUUGGAAAAUUUUUUAGUAGUUUUUUAUUCUAGUGUUUUUUGGUACUCUGAGUGCGCCACUGUUUCAAAGUGUGUAUUUUUAUCGGGGAACGAUUUCCACAGUUUUCGAUUUUCUGUUUUUCUCGAAUUCAACAUCUUCAUAUGUACCGAAUGUGUUGUUAUUAUGCAUUGAAUGUAACUGUGGAACUAGAUAUUAAAAUGUUAUGGAUAUCGAAACCGAUGCAAGUAAUUAUUUACAUUAACACGUUCGCUAAGUGUGGAUUACGUGCUUUUUAAGUAGAAUUCGAGGCGUGACUUUUUCAUUAUUUAUAUUGCGGUGUAUUUUGAACUGGGUGCUGGUAGCGAACGCGUUAAUUAUAAAUGACGAUUAGAUUUUGAACAAAAUGUCAAAUAAAAAUUAUGUUCAUCUUUUA